This is a messenger RNA of Suillus bovinus, 339 nucleotides long. RefSeq lists its product as uncharacterized. The transcript has 3 exons. NCBI's taxonomy places the organism in Eukaryota, Fungi, Basidiomycota, Agaricomycetes, Boletales, Suillaceae. The coding region runs from base 1 to 339 and encodes 112 amino acids. The record is from RefSeq and is a predicted model, not a curated record.
AUGACUUCCAUCCUACUACUGAGUAGGGAAAACAAGUCAAAAGGAGUAAAUACGCACCUAGUGGGGAUAGAUGCGACUGGACAGGACAUAGGGAGGACUGGUGCGAUGCGCGGGAAUGUCGGGUCGGGAUCGGACAUGUGUCAGACUGUCGGAAAGUGUGUCGGGUCGGGAUCAGACUGUCGGACUUGGGUCAGGGUAGUCGGGACGGCACGUCACAACUUUGUAGUAAAUUUUAAUGAUAUCAUACAUCUGUUGAGCAACGCCAAAGCUACUUCUCACAAGAAGGUUGUGGAUAAUGUUUUAAUUCAGAAGAAAAAAGAGAACACUAAACAACGUUGA